UUCUUCAGCAGAAUCAAGAAACAUGGCAUUCCCUGAAACCAAACUUCAAAUGCCCAUUAGAUCUAUAAGUCUUCCAUCAAGAAUCCACCAUCCUUCUGCUAAGUUUCAAGCUGCUCUCUCUCAGAUUCAUCUUUUCCAAAACUCAUCUGAUUCACAAUCUCUUCACGCCUCAUUACUCAACCUCUCUGAGCUUUACCAUUCCCUUCACCAACUCAAUCACUCUCUUCCCACAGCUCAAGCUGAACAUUCUCUUGACGUGUCAGCCACGUUACUAGACUCUUGCGACGCAGCGAGAAACCUAAUCCUAACACUCAGAGAGCAUCUCCUUAAUCUUCAAUCUGCAUUGAGGAGAAAAAACAAAUCCAUGGAAGUUCAGAUCAAAGAGUACUUUUCCUUUAGGAAAAAGAUCAAGAAAGAGACUAACAAGCUUCUUCUUGGUCUCAAGAAGUUAGAAGGCUCUGAGACCACCGACUUAGCCAUCUCCAUCUUCCGCUCUCUUUUCAUGUUCCUGUCGACAACAUCGACCGUGAAGACAAAGACAUGUUCUCUCAAAUUCGUCUCCAAGCUGAUCAGUGGUGGUCACCGAUCGUCGUCGUCGAUAAUGAGCGAGUUGCAGAAUGUUGAUGUGGUUCUACGUUCAGAUGGGGAUAACUCCAAGGAAAUGAAGAAGAUGUUAGAGAGAUUAGAGGAAAGAACAGAGGAACUUGAGGCUGCACUUGAUUCUCUUUUCAAGUCUCUUGUCCAAUAUAGAGUUUAUUUGCUCAACAUUCUUACAACACACUCUUAGUUUAGUUAGUCUCUAAUUGUACACAAAACAUAUAAUAGUAAUAGAUACAGAUUCUUGUAGUGAAGAAUUUAAUGGAUUCACUGGAAUUAUAUAUAAAUCAACAAAUUUAAUCAAACACUUCUUAAUAC
Molecule: messenger RNA, 915 nt
Organism: Arabidopsis arenosa
Lineage: Eukaryota; Viridiplantae; Streptophyta; Magnoliopsida; Brassicales; Brassicaceae
Source: the annotation of a GenBank genome assembly